This is a messenger RNA of Rotaria sordida, 1794 nucleotides long. NCBI's taxonomy places the organism in Eukaryota, Metazoa, Rotifera, Eurotatoria, Philodinida, Philodinidae. The record is from the annotation of a GenBank genome assembly.
AUGUUUUCAACUGAGGCUCUACAGGAUAUUGCUGAAGAUGCUGCAUCUGAAUUAGGUGAUGAUGCUUAUUAUCAAGAUGAUGAUUUGGCAGAAGAAACUGAUAUAAAAACAAAUAUUGAAGAUAAUUCUAAUAGGCCAGCAACUACUAAAUCUGUUCAUUUACAACAAUCACGUCCACGUGCAUAUGAUUUCAGUGCUAAUAAUCUUAGACGUGAUCAAACUAUAGAACGUAUUAUUGAUUCACGUAGAUCAAGUAUUAUUGAAAAUGAAUAUACAAAUUUAGCACAAAUAACAUCACAAAAUCGUCGAUCACCACAUGUUGUUCGUUUAAAUUCAAUAAAAUCACGUUCUAUGACAAUUCAAACGGAAAAUGAUAUACAUAAUAAUGAUAUAAAAGAUCGAAUAGUAAAUUCUCAAAAUAGUAAAAAUAUACCAUUAACAUCUACACUUCAAUUUGAUAAUGAAAAAUGGGAUGAUGGAUUAAAUACUGAUUUUGAUAAACAAAGUAUUGCAUCAAUAGAUAAAUCAAGUUUACAAAUUUAUGAAGAUACAUGUAAACGAUUAAAUAUUUGUCCAUGUUCAAUGAUUAUACGAUCAUUAAAUACAACAAAAAUUAAUUUAGAAAAUUAUGGACUUGGAUCAAAAGGAUCAGCAGCUUUAGCUGUAGCUCUUGUUCGUAAUACAACUGUUGUAUCACUUAAUUUAUCAGGAAAUAAUAUUGGUAGUGGUGGUAUGUCGUAUAUCUAUCAAAUUCUUAUGGAUAAUACAUUUAUUGAGGAAUAUAAUUUAUCCUAUAACAAUCUUGGUACAAAAGGUAUUCGUAAAUUAGCAGCUGGUGUUGUCUCUAAUGCUCAUAUAAAAACUUUAAACAUUGCCGGUAAUGAAUUAACAGCAAGUGAUAUUAAUAUUUUUCUUUCAAAACUCGAAGAUCAUUCAAACCUUAAAGAUCUUAAUCUAAGCCAUAACAAAUUAGAUAAAGAAGGUGGAGUCUAUGUUGCUAAAUGGCUAAGUGAUAAUAGUACUUUACUUAAUCUUGAUGUUAGUUGGUGUAGUAUUCGUUUAAUGGGUGCUCGUGCUCUAGCUGAAGCAAUUGGUUCUAAUAAUAAAUUAAUUUCACUUAAUUUAUCAAAUAAUAGUUUUAUAAAUGAUACUGUAGAAUUUUUAACAAAUUCAUUAACACGUAAUAUGACUUUAAACAUUUUAAAUUUAUCUGGAAAUCAAAUAUUUUGUCGAUAUGAUACAAGAAUAAAAGAAGAUCCAUCAAUAUUAAUUACUGGAAAAGAAUCAUUUAUUUAUAAAAUGUUUGUUGCAGCUGCAACAAAUCAAGCAUUAAAAAUAUUUCAAAUAGGAAAAAAUCAUCUUGAUGCACGUUGUAUUAUGAUUAUGUUAGAAGCAUUAUCAAAACUUGAUAAUAUUUCAUUAGAAGAACUUGAUUUAACUGGUUUAACAUUAAGUUUAAAACAAAAUUCUGAUAUACAUAAAUUUUUUGAAAAUCAUCCAAAAUUUACAUGUUAUGUUGGACCAAUAAGACAAACAGUAGAACAUUUUGCAAAUAAUCUACUUAAUUCAAUUCAUAAACAUUGUAAAGAAAAUCAAAUUAAUUUAGGAAAUAUAUUUAAACCAAAUGAAGAAAAUUUUAUGUCAAAUUUAACAAUAACUUAUGAUGAAUUUCGUGAAGGAUUAAAAACAGUAAAAAUACCAUUUCCAGUUGCACAAAUUGAGAAUAUUAUGAAAUAUUUGGGACGAGAUGAUGAUGAAGGAACAAUUUCAUUCAGUUCACUUGAAAUGGAAUAA